AAUACGAAUAAAAUUUUUAUAUUUAUACGAAAAUAAUCGCAAGUUUUCUUUUAAAAUGACGGAGAAAUCUACAGAGAAGCCAGCAUUUGAAGAAAAUGCCUUUGAAGUUUUGGAGCGCGAUUUUCAGGAGGUAUUGGGAGAGCUUAUGGCUGAUAAAAGUCUGGACAAGUUUCGUGUUGAAUACGAGAAGCUUCAUCGUGCCUUGAAGAAAUCCCACGAAAGCGAAAAGCGACUCAUGCAAAAAUGCCGCGAGCUGAAUGGCGAGAUUGUUGCAAACGCUGCCAAAGUGCAAACAGCUUUGAAACUUUCACAGGAAGACCAAAAUACCAUUACAUCUCUGAAGAAGGAAAUCGAAAAAGCAUGGAAGAUGGUUGAUGCAGCUCACGAUAAAGAGCAACGAGCUCGGGAAACAAUUCAGUCUUUGAAGCUUGAAAUAUCAAAUCUAAGUAAACUUGUUGAACAAGGUGCUGGGUUGUCAAUGGGUCAGGAUCAUAGUAUAAAUGAAUUGUUGAAAAUCAAGGAUGAUCUCACAAAAGAAAGAGAUGAAAAAUUACAAGAAAUUACAAAACUUCGUGACGAGCUCUCGCUCUUGCUGGAAAAACAAAAACAUGCUGAGCGAGACCAAGGUGAAGCUGAAAUGAAAAUUGCUGAGUUGAAAGAGGACAUUCAAGUAAAAAACAACGAAGCCCAACGCGAGAGUCGCAAGAAAGAGAAAAUGGAGCGAGAACUCAAAGCGGCGAGAACCGACUUGGAGAACAAGAGUGGGGAACUGAAAACAAAACAGAAUCUGCUGUACAAGGCUAUGGAUGAUAUCUCAAGAUUGGAACAACAACUCAAGGAGCAGAGGAUCUUGAACGAGAAAGCCACGAAGGACAAUGAUCUCCUGAAUACGCGGCUUACGAAAGUUCAACAAGACUUCGAGAGUCAGUUGCUGAGCUGCGAUCAGUUGGCUGCCGAAAACGGGCAAAAAAUGUUGGAGUUGAAAGCGAAGGAAGACGAAAUCAACGCGAUGAAACACGAAACGUUACGACUUACGAAAUUGAGGGAAACGAUUCAAAGAAAAUUACGAAAUACCGAAGAUCAGAAAAUGGAGGUUGAACAGCAGAAGGAAAUUUUGAAAAGUCAAAUUAGUGGACUGGAAAAAGAGCUCGAGGCAAGCAAGAAACAGGCCGAAGUUGAUAAAAAAGUCAUCGACGAUCUCGUGAGGGAACGAGAUAUCUUGAACAAGAAUCUUUUAAAAGCUGCAAGUGCCACUCAAAAACAACUUGGGUUAGUCCGAUUAAAUGAACAAACGAGAAAAAAUCUUGAGCAGGAAAUCCAAAACUACAAAGAUGAAGCUCAGAAACAGCGAAAGAUAAUUUUCCAACUUGAAAAGGAACGUGACCGAUACAUCAACGAAGCUGGAGAAUUGACGCAGAAAGUUCUACAGCAUAUGGAGGAUGUGAAAGUUAGAGAAAUGCAGAUCUUUGACUAUAAGAAAAAAAUUGCAGAAGCAGAAACUAAACUUAAACAACAACAGAAUCUUUACGAAGCCGUGCGCAGCGACAGAAACUUGUACAGUAAAAACCUGAUCGAGUCGCAAGAUGAAAUCACCGAAAUGAAGCGAAAAUUGAAGAUAAUGAAUCAUCAAAUCGAUCAAUUGAAAGAAGAGAUCAGCGCGAAGGAGUCGGCGCUCGUCAAGGAACAUUUGGAACAUCAACGCGUCGAGAAGGAAAAGGACACGUUAAAGGCCGAGCUACAGAGAAUGAAGCAAGAGGCUGCGGAGUCCAAGGCGUACAUCGAACAACAGGAAUCGGAAGAAAGAAAAUUAUUGAAGAUCAUAUCGGAAGCGGAUCAAGAACGAAUGAGACAGAAAAAAGAACUUGAUCAGGUGAUUAGCGAAAGAGAUAUUCUUGGAACUCAACUCGUUCGUCGCAACGAUGAAUUAGCGCUUCUUUACGAGAAGAUCAAGAUCCAGCAAUCGACUUUGAACAAAGGCGAGAUUCAGUACAGACAGAGAUUAGAAGAUAUCAGACUAUUGAAGUUAGAAAUAAAGAAACUGAGACGCGAGAAGGGAAUAUUGACAAAAAAUGUUGCUAAUAUUGAAGAUCUCAGACGUGAGGUGUAUCACACUCAACGUGAAUUACUUCGUGAAAGAACGCGCUGUAAAGCUCUUGAAGAGGAGUUAGAGAAUCCCAUGAACAUCCAUCGUUGGAGGAAGUUAGAGGGAAGUGAUCCAAGCACUUAUGAAAUGAUUCAGAAAAUUCAAACGUUACAAAGAAGACUGAUCCAGAAGACUGAAGAGGUGGUCGAGAACGAACUUCUUAUUCAGGAGAAGGAAAAACUUUACAUGGAACUCAAACAGAUCCUUGCACGCCAGCCAGGACCCGAGGUCGCGGAGCAAGUACAACUUUAUCAACACACAUUAAAAGAUAAAACGAAGCAGUUAAAAAGCAUGGCGUCAGAACUUAAUAUGUAUGAGGUACAAGUGAAGGAGUAUCAAUAUGAACUUGAAAGGCUGUCGAAAGAAUUACAGGAAGUGAAAAAGAAGUAUUACAUGCAGAAGAGGAAAGAACAACAAGCUCGUGAACAAGAAAGAACAAUACAGCAAGCGAAGAUGCCCUCGUUUGUACCUCAACGUAUAGACGGUCCGCGUUUUACUGGCGGCGGAUUUAAUCUACAUCAAACCCCGAAAGCUGUUGCAUAAUAAAACGUGCAAAGUUUUAUAGAA
Molecule: messenger RNA, 2710 nt
Organism: Xenia sp. Carnegie-2017
Lineage: Eukaryota; Metazoa; Cnidaria; Anthozoa; Malacalcyonacea; Xeniidae
Product: cilia- and flagella-associated protein 58-like
Exons: 18
Coding region: 56-2686 (876 amino acids)
Cellular component (GO): cytoskeleton
Source: RefSeq, a predicted model, not a curated record